Racocetra persica is the source of this 503-nucleotide messenger RNA. The record is from the annotation of a GenBank genome assembly. Lineage: Eukaryota; Fungi; Glomeromycota; Glomeromycetes; Diversisporales; Gigasporaceae.
UGAUAAGGAAAAAAAGCAAGCCGAGGAACAAAUGAAACAAAUUAACCAGGCUUACGGGGUGCUAGGCAAUAAAGAAAAGCGGCAACAAUACGAUAGAUAUGGGGGUAAACAGGAUUUCUUUCGUGUCGGGGGAGGAUUUGAGGGAUUUACUGGUGCUUCUUCAAUUUUUGACGAAAUUUUAAGAAAUUUUGCGGACUUUGACUUUGGUCAGAGAACCGAAUACCGCCAAAGCCGGACGCGUUUUACUUCGGAGCCUGUCGCUCAACAGGGAGAAGAUUUAACUUUCAGUUUGACUUUGACCCAAGAAGAAGCCAAAAACGGAACGAGAAAAAAACUUUCUUUUUCCGUCGCACGGGCUUGUGCUAAUUGUCACCAGAGCGGAGUUCAAACUCCAGACAAUAUUGUAAAAUGUCCGACUUGCCGGGGUUAUGGGGUAGUCCAGACCUCCUACUCAAUUUUUUUGGGCAAUAUUCGUAGCCAAACUACUUGCCCUCGCUGCUAUG